AUUCCACAUUUAGAUGCUUUCACAUUCUAGUCAUGGAAAGAAGAUUGUUCUUGUAUUUAUGAUGGAACAUCCAAUCGUCCCCCAUCCCAGGAUCUUCAUCCAAACUAUACACGCGUCUCUGCCAUGGGUGCUUUGGAUAACACGUACGUAUACCCCUUACGAGUACAUCACUUAUUGUCCAUAUUUAGAGCGCUCUCGAUUGGGGUUGUGGUCCCCGCAAUGCUCUACGGAGGCAUGCUCUCGUGCUGUUUUUCUCCCGCCAGAAGCUCACAAUCACAAACUCACUUGCAAUGUGUGCAGAACUGGGACUUACUACUUACUACUUUACCUGAUAUUCUUCGGAUUCGUUGGCGCUGCAUGUCAGAUUCUAUGCAUCAAGUUUUGAUUACGCCCGCAGGUGAGUGUGCUGUAUGUUUGCGGCCUAAACUCCAGAUGAAAGCCUAUGCAUGCUCCAUCACCGAUUUCGACAUCAUUAGUGACCUCGGACACGUGGAGUCCAGUUGUCGAAAUUCUGUUCAAUGGCUUCACAGCGCUCAUGAUCAUUCAAAGGGCUUUCUAAAUCGAUCCAUUCGUAUUGAAUAUUGAUCGCCCAUACAGCUUCUAUCGCUCCCCAUGCAUGUCUAUAUAUGUAUGUGUGGUUUCCGCCAGUGCACGGUCGCCGAUUCCACGCAGUAAGCAACGAGAGCAUGGUUGUAACUAUGUCCCUUGUCAUAUUGCCGAAUUUGUCAGUGACUUACGUUGCAAGAGCGUUAAUCACGUCCAAAAUAUCAGGCAGCUCGG
Molecule: messenger RNA, 780 nt
Organism: Suillus fuscotomentosus
Lineage: Eukaryota; Fungi; Basidiomycota; Agaricomycetes; Boletales; Suillaceae
Exons: 5
Coding region: 124-585 (153 amino acids)
Source: RefSeq, a predicted model, not a curated record